Messenger RNA from Pecten maximus, 4051 nucleotides. RefSeq names its product cyclic AMP-dependent transcription factor ATF-2-like. Gene Ontology annotation, molecular function: cAMP response element binding; DNA-binding transcription factor activity, RNA polymerase II-specific. The transcript is spliced from 11 exons. The coding region runs from base 132 to 2099 and encodes 655 amino acids. Lineage: Eukaryota; Metazoa; Mollusca; Bivalvia; Pectinida; Pectinidae. Gene Ontology annotation, biological process: regulation of transcription by RNA polymerase II. The record is from RefSeq and is a predicted model, not a curated record.
CCUGUAGUCCAAUACAGUCGUCUCUGCUGUCAGAAACGAAAAUAGUAAAAACCCAGGAUUUAAUCCAAGGGUAGGACGUUAUCGUGGUUCCCGUGACAGUGCUUCAGUGUGAGGCCACUGUACACCAGGACAUGGACGAUGAUAAACCGUUCGUAUGCUCACAGAAUGGUUGUGGACAGCAAUUUACAAAUGAAGAUCAUCUUGCUGUGCAUAUGAGAAAGCAUGAGAUGUCCUUGGCUUUAAACCUACAAAGUGGCACUCUCAACACAUUGACUCCCGGCCGAUCUCCAGGACGAUCACCUAGUGGCAUGGGGGCGGCCGGACACUUCCUAGAUCAAACUCCUACCCCCACAAAGUUUCUUCGCAAUUGUGAAGAGAUUGGGCUCUUCCAGGAGUUGAAAAAUCCUUUUGAAGAAGCAUUCAAGAAGGCAUUGGACACUGAUGGUGUUGUGAUGCAGACUGGUAGUCCCUUUCCUGGGCCGAGCUCAAACGAGCUGAACACGCCGAUCCCGCAUCCCACACCAAAGAUCAUUCACGGGAUUAAACGGGAGAAAGUCGACCCAGAAGAUCUCAUUGACAAUGACAACAACAUUGCACUCAAUCUAACCAAACUGAAGACUAUUGAACCAACGUCCACAACUGAUGACGAUAGUGAUGUCAUUGUGGUGUCAGUCGAUGACCAAUCCAAGACCGUGGCACCGCCUAUCUCCGUGGCAACAGGUGCCACUGCCGAACCACCUGUUUCAUCUAAUUUGUUGGUGACGGCUGCACAGUCAACAACUGUUUCACCACCCAAGACGACAAUUGGUGUGGCAACACCGGUCAUACAGCCUCCACAGUUUGCCACCUGUAUGCAGGUGUUUCUCCAACUUCCUUCAGGACAGACCGUCCCGGUUCAAAUCCCUGCCACCAUCACCAACCCAGGCAUUCAGACCAUUACCAACGCGGGCAUACAGAAUACAACAAACCAGGGGGCACAAGCUCCCCUAGCAAACCAGGGCCUACAGCCAGGUACAAAUGCAUUGCAGACAAUCUCAAAUCCGGGGCUACAGAAUAUUCCAAAUGCCAGUGUUCAGAAUGUCACGAAUGCUGGCAUUCAGAAUAUCACGAAUGCUGGCAUCCAAAAUAUUACGAAUGCUGGUGUCCAGAACAUCACAAACCCUGGUGUACAAAUUGUGCAGGGAUCUCCGAGUAUGAUACAGAAAAUUCCAACGCCUGCAGCAGUCACUCCUUCCAGUCGGCCAUCCCCCUCGGCCAGCCCUGCACCGCAGUCCAUGCUGUCACAAUCACCGGUCAAACAGCAACCAUCUGGGUCUGGUCUAGCCCAGUCCUCUCUGACAAAACAGAGAUUAAAAGCUGCCCUUCAGCAACAGACAGUGCCCUCACCUGGGUCACAGAAAGCAUCGUCCCCGGCAACCAGAGUAAUCCAGAUGUCACCUGACCUUAAUACAGCCAAUCAAAUCACAGUUAUUUCCAGUACCACUAAUUACGCCCCAGGACCAAGUAUGUCGCCGAUGUCAGAGACGAGCGUCAGCGUAGCGUCAGAUGUAUCGUCUCCUGACACUGACAUGCCACUUCUAAAAAGAAUUAAAAAAGAUGAAAACUGUUCCGACGAUAGAAGAGUAAAAUUUUUAGAAAGAAAUCGUGCCGCGGCUGCACGAUGUCGUCAAAAGAGAAAACAUUGGAUCACAAACCUAGAAAGGAAAGGGGAUGAACUUCAAAUGGUCAACAAUCGACUGAUGUCUGAUAUAAACGGACUGAAGAGUGAAGUAGCCCAGCUGAAGACAUUACUGCUAGCUCACAAGGACUGUUCUGUCACUAUACAGCAGAAAUCACAAGGCCAGUUCCCAUACCAAGCAUUUUCUAUGCUCGAGAGUGGAGUUCCCGGUGCUAAUGAGGCUGGAGUUAUCAUAGAAACUGAUGCUUCAAGUGCUUCAACAGGGACUUCAACAGGAACCUGGGUGACCGCUUCAUCACCAACAGUGAUAAAAACUGCAUUUUCCACAGCAACAGCAAGCGCCAUGUCGGGGCAAAAGACAAUAACAAUUAUCCCCAAAGUAAUCAAAGCAGAAAGCACAAAACCCAUCCGGAAGAAAUGACACAGGACCAUCACCAUAGCAACUUAAUUAUUUAUGACUUGUUGUCUUGUAUACUCUAACUGGCAGCCAUUUCAGCUUCUAUUUCCAUGUUUUUUGGCGUUUACCACAUACAGGUUACACCCAUUCGUUGACGUACAGAAUUGAGUAAGGAUGGGAUAUGUGCAGGAUCUGGAAUUUAAAUAUUUGACAUCGAAAUUUAUAAAUAUUAAAAUGAACUAAAAUUUACUAAAUGAGAACAAUACAACAUGGAACAGAUGGCCAUGAAAAUCAUUGGUAAAUAUUAAAUUCCUUUGAAAGUUUUUGAUAUUAUAAGUCAAUGACAAUAAUAAAAAUCAUUAAAUUGACACAUUGACCAAGAAAUAGGUGACGAUAACUGUGAAAAAUGUUCAAAAUCUGAUACAUUUUCAUUUUGUCCAAGGAGAGAACAAAAUUGCAAAAUGUAGAUAAUUUUACUAUAAAUAUAGAACAACCAAAAAAAUAUUUUUGUCCUUUUCAUAAUUUCCUACUGAAGAUGAAACUUGUUGCUUUUAAUAUCUUUUUAGUAAAAAUGGGAAAAUUUCAAUCAUAGAAAGAAUUUUUUUUAAUAUCGAGAUCUUCUGAGAUAAGGCUUAUUGGGGUUUGUUGUGAGAGCUGGAACGUUUAUUUUGGUACUGAUUGUGUAACAAAUCUACCGAUACACUCUACGAGAAAAAUCUACACAACACAGAAUUUGUUUAAUGAUUAUGACUAGCAAGCUUUAUCAUCGCUUAUACAUCAAAAAAAAAUUAAUGAAUUGUAACUGCAUGUUUGAUCUGGUUCUCUCAAAAUUGAAAUGGAGGCAAACAAAUUUAAAUAAUGUAUAUUAUAUCUAAAAAAAUAUAUAAUACAUGUAUAUUUGAAUAUUUUCCUAGGUUUUGAAAUGGAACCCUGUUGUAAUCUGGAACCUGCCCCAUAAACAAGGCCAUAUUCUAUACAGUACUAUGUAUGCUGUGGAACCUUAUUUUCCGGGUACUAGACUUCAUAUCUCACUAAAUAAUUUGGUUUCUAACAUUUUAAAAGUCGGCUCUAUAUUUAUCAAGUGGUUUCUGUCCUAGGUGGAUUACAUUUCAAUCAUGUUUGUUGUAUUUUGAUUCGAAAAUAUUAACAUGAACCUGUAAAAAUUCUUUCGUCAAGAAAUAUUGGCCCUACUUUAACUGGAAGAAGUUUUAAAGGUUUAACCGUUGCAGAUCUCGACCAAUACCACGAUUAUUGCAAGGGGAGACAACCAAUGUUAUAAAAUAUUCUGCUCUUGUCUAUUCAAUGUAUUAAACUUUUGCCAAAUUGUUUAUUUAUAGCAUUCUAUAGUUGUCAGUGUCUUCAUCAUCGCAUUUUUUCUCGUAAGAAAACGUCACUUUAAAUGUUUGGGUUUUGGGUAUAUCUGAAUACAGAUUGUACAUGUAGAUGCACCAUUUCGCUAGGAACCAGUUUUAAUGCAGACAAACGUGAUUUGCUUUCCUUUACUUUAGUUUUGUAUUUUUGUAUUCCGCCCUAAAUCAGCCUAUAUGCCAAUAUGGCUAUCAGGAGUCGAGAUUUAUGUACAGUAGAAGAUGACAUCAUCCUUUUCACAAUGGACCAAAUCCUAUAUACAUGUACAUGUUUAUAAAUGGUGUGUAAUACAUAUAUCCAACUGUUGUAAAGCCAAUGUCUGCUGAAGAAUAGUGCCUGCAGGCUUGCUUCUCCAAAACAUGGUUGUGAACAUGAUCAUACCAAUCACAACUUGCCGACUCGUCCUCCAUCAUUGUUCGAAGUCCAGCCAAUCAUUUUAAGUUCUUAGUGGUAGCUGUAGAUUAUCUGCAUAUUAAAUCACCUCCGGCUUGGCCAGUCUGACAUCUCAAUACCAGUACAUGUAUAAAUAUCUAAAAUAGAAUUUCAUGUUAACCAUUUAAGCAAUGAACGGUGGUUUUAAUGUUGUUAUUGUCGAUAUGGCAGCAAGA